CGGCAGAUUAACGCUAAAUGCACCCUGGCUGUUUUCACAUAACCGCACAUCGGCUGGAUGUAAUUUGACGAAUUUCGUGAUCCUGUUUGGUAAAGAUAAGAAAAAGCAUUUGCAUCGUUAUUUGCAAUUCCAGAAAUUACGCUUUUUAACCGCUGAAAUAAAGAAGAAAUAGGCCAAGAUUCUGACAUCAGUCAAGACAGCUGAAGACCAGCGAUGAACUGCAAAUAAAAAAAAAUUGACACCGUUUGCCGUUUUUACUGACUCAAGCAUGGGAGGGAACCACACCCGAGAUGAGGAGAGCCUUCAGGACCCAAUGGUACGCUUCCAGAGCUACUUGCAUGGAGGGACCUCCAGUUUGCUAUCCACCCUCCCCACCCUGAUUGUCUUUCCUGUCUACAAAACUGUUUUCCGUCAGCAAAUCCACAAUACACCAGUUCCCCAGGCGGUGGCACAGCUUUACAAAGAGGGACCUGUAAAGCUCUACAGGGGUGUGGCCCCCCCAUUACUGAUGCGGACGCUAAAUGGCACUCUGCUCUUUGGCCUCCAGGACACCCUCCUCCGCCAACUCUCCCUAACAUCCCACAGUGUCAUCUCUACUUCUGCUCUGCCUGCGCUGGCUGGAUUUGGUGCAGGGAUUGUUGAAGCUCUAGUCUUUACCCCCUUUGAGCGCGUCCAGAAUGUGUUGCAGAAUGGAUGCAAUGACCAUCAUUUACCCACAAUGAAGAGCGUCCUUAUCAGGUUGAAGGGACAGAGGCUGGCUGAUGGUUUCUACAGAGGCUUCCUGCCCAUCACAGCUCGAAACGCCUUAGGCAGCUGCCUGUACUUCGGGCUGAAGGGACCUGUAUGUGCAGUUGUGGCAGGAGAAGGACUGUCUCCAAUGGCUGCUUCCUUUGUGUCUGGGACGCUCACCUCCAUGGCAAUAAGCUUGACUCUUUACCCACUGUCUGUGCUAGUGGCCAACAUGCAGGCACAGGUGGGAGCAGAGGUAAAGGGGGUCCUGGUUUGUUGGAGAAUGCUGCUGAAAUCUCGGCAGUGGAGUGUUACCCUGCUGUACCGAGGUGGUUCCCUGGUUAUUCUGAGAUCAUGUAUCACAUGGGGUAUCACCACUGCUCUGUAUGACAAGCAGGAGAAACAAUCAGGCUAAAGAGAAUCACAGGAAAUGUGUUAGAAUAUCAAAUUCAUAGCUGUUGCUUUGUUGUAUUUGGUGCUGAUUUUUUUUUUUUAAAUUUAUUUAUUUAUUUUUUUUAUAUUGAUCUUACACUGACUUUUUUAUUCAUUUGUAAUGUGUUCCUUGUCGCAGCUAGCUCAUUCUCCUGGGUAAACCAUCAUCACCAUCCUUUGUGUACUCCUGUUAAUUCAGGCGUGAGAGACUGGUGAACCAUCACCUGCCCUCAUUCAAUCCAAUAAACACUGCCAAUACUGUGUGUCAGAAUGUGCUGCCUAGGCAAAGGUUCUAUUACAGAACAGGAAGCUGAUCCUCAUGUUAGUGGCCAAAAAACAAAUAUUUAUAUUAAUAUGAUGCUGGUUAGUCACAGGUGCCUUGCGAUUUAUUAUCGGUACAUCAAGGAACUUGAUUCCUUUUCAGUGUGUUUUAUCAAGAUGCUUUUAAAUUUCUUUACCAAAUAUAUUACUGGAAUUAAAGGACUAAAACCAAAAAGAGUAUGAAGCCUGUAAUCACAAUAUGACUAUAUAAAAUAAAUGUAGCCUAUUUUACAUAAUGUAGCUCAUUGUAUGUAUUAACAACCUGUUAUAACAAUAUGUGCCUGUUAAAUUAACACAGAAUGACAAUAAAAACUCAAUAAUUCUUUUACUCCGA
This is a messenger RNA of Sphaeramia orbicularis (orbiculate cardinalfish), 1816 nucleotides long. Its product is annotated as solute carrier family 25 member 53-like. Gene Ontology annotation, molecular function: NAD transmembrane transporter activity. Gene Ontology annotation, cellular component: mitochondrion. NCBI's taxonomy places the organism in Eukaryota, Metazoa, Chordata, Actinopteri, Kurtiformes, Apogonidae. The record is from RefSeq and is a predicted model, not a curated record. Bases 269 to 1144 code for a protein of 291 amino acids. The transcript has 2 exons.